Trichoplusia ni (cabbage looper) is the source of this 4019-nucleotide messenger RNA. RefSeq names its product lysophosphatidylcholine acyltransferase. The transcript is spliced from 9 exons. Lineage: Eukaryota; Metazoa; Arthropoda; Insecta; Lepidoptera; Noctuidae. The coding region runs from base 366 to 1547 and encodes 393 amino acids. The record is from RefSeq and is a predicted model, not a curated record.
UUGAAUGACUUCGAUAUGCACCAAACACAAGCCCUUUCACAGUUAAACAUAUUAAUAAAGUGGGGUUUCAACUAGGGUUGAUCAAUGCGUGUAUUUUGUGAGAACAUAAGCUUAUUCAAUUGUUCUCCAGAUUCUGGUAUGUCCAGGAGUCACAUCAACUCAAAUUUUGUCGGGAGCAAAAUUCAAAAUCACACUUUAUGUCACAAGGAAAUAAGCCUAGGUAUUAACAUAACUAAAGCAAUGUUUCAAGACUUCGUGGCAAACAAUUCAUUUGGAAAUCUUAAUUGGCAUAAUUUCUGCACUGUUUGAAAAUUGAAUUUUAUUUUUAUAGGGCCCUGAAGCCGCUAAUAUGUUUCAUCGGGAAAAUGUCUUACUUGGCUGGAGGGAUGGCCAUCACCAUCCGUGGGAGGCAGGCUAGCCGAAAAGAGGCCCCAAUUCUGGUGGUAGCCCCCCACUCGUCGUUUUUGGACAGUUGUAUUGUCUAUGCCACCAAAAUGUCUUCAGUCAUCGUCAGGAAGGAGAGCAUGGACAAUUACGUUGGAAAGCUGAUCAACUACACACAGCCCGUGUACGUGUGGCGGGAUGACCCUAACUCCAGGCAGAACACCAUCAAGGAAAUCAUUGAGAGGGCUACCUCCAAAGAGGACUGGCCUCAGGUCCUGAUAUUCCCUGAAGGCACAUGCACAAACCGCUCUUGCCUGAUCACGUUCAAGCCGGGUGGCUUCUACCCCGGCGUGCCCGUCCAGCCCGUCACCAUCCGCUACCCCAACGCCAGGGACACAGUCACCUGGACCUGGGAGGGGCCUGGAGCUCUGAAGCUGCUAUGGCUGACCCUGACUCAGGUGCACAGCUCCUGCGAGAUCGAGUUCCUCCCGGUGUACUACCCCAGCGAGGAGGAGAAGAGAGACCCCAAACUGUACGCCAGGAACGUGCGAGAUGUAAUGGCCAAAGCUCUUGGAGUGCCAGUCCUGGACUACACGUAUGAUGACUGCCGGCUGAUCGCGCGCGCCAAGCAGUUGGGCAUCCCCUGCGCAGCCUCGACGAGGGAGAUCAGUGAGAUUAGGGCACAGCUCGGGCUGGAGCGCUCGCAGCUGGAGCUGCAGCUGUGCGCGCGCGGGCCGGGCGCGGGCCGCUGGGUGGGCCGCGAGGAGUUCGCGCGCAGGCUCGCGCUGCCGCUGCACCACACCACGCACAGGCUCUUCGACAUCUUCAUGCAGAGGUCAAGUGGUCUGGUGUACUUCCCGGACUACCUGCUGUGCGCCGCCUUCCUGUCGCUGCAGAACGCGCCGCUCACACAGCUGCUGUCCAUUGCAUUCAAGCUGUACGACGGCAACCGCUCGGGGCGUCUGUCGGGCGCCAACUUCGAGGAGGUGGGCACGCGCUGCCUCGGGCUCAGCGCAGACGACGCCGCGCACGCCUUCGCGCACGCCGCGCCCGCGGACUCGGGACAACUCACUUACGAUGAAUUCAUCGCAUACGCUCAAAAGAAAGCGGAAUUCUCGUUCAUUUUCGCAUCGGAAGGGCAUCACAAGCCCAAGUCCCAGUGAGAGUCGCCUCACAUCCCGACCGUCUGCAGCCAAGUGCCCUAGAGAUGCAACAAUACUCAGAUUUAAGGCCGAGAUACGUAAACAUCACUUAGGUUUACAUUUAUACACAGUUCGUGUACAAAGAAACAACGAAUUCUAAGGAAUGAACUGAAAAAAAAAUGGUUUAUAUGCUCUCAUUUUUUAAACCUGUGUCUGUUUUAUGAUUUUUUAUAGAGGACAGUCGCUCUUGUGGAAGCGAGACAACGCUAUAUACAACUUUUAGCGCUAUCUAGCUUCCACAAUGGCAAUAAUCGUACUAAAAGCAGGGCGAAUCCCCGCGAAGGCAAGCGUUUGUGUGAUCCACGAAUGCUUGUCCAGGGUCUAGGUGUCCUUUGUGCGUCUGACUUAAUUGUUUGUAAAGCCGCGAUACGAAGUUUAAAUUCCUUAGUAAGAGAGUCGUUUUGCUUUAAAAAAAAGCUUUAUUGGAGAGCAUAAUAUAGGUGUGAGUUUAUAAGUGUUUUUAUUUUGAACGUUUAUAUAUCUCGGCCAAAGUCAAGGAAUUCCGAAAUUUCAUUCCGAAAAUUGUCUUCGAUCAAAAUAACGAAGUAAAAUAGUUUAAUUAUGUUCUUCCAUAGAUUGUUGUUGAUAGAGUGUUUUAUUAGUACUUGUGGUUAGUACACGGAACCUUUUGGACAAAAAUAAUAAUCAAAUGAAUUCCCUUUUAUGUAAAUAAAAUUAAAGUAUUACUAUAAAACUGUCCUUGUCUUACAAAGUAUCGUAAGCAAUAUAGUUACCGGCACGGAUCUUGAGCGCUCGGCGGAAGAGUGGGGAUCGCUUCGCGCAUCGUAAAAUAAAACGCCAAUCAAUCACAUUCACACAAAUUCUUUCUGCAGCAAAGAAAGAAUCCCUCAUGACAGCUAUGACGCGAUGCGCUGCAGGCCAAUCACUGCACUUUAUCCGCCCCGCGCCUCACUUCAUACCGCAAAAGUGACACAAAAAAUCACUUCUGGGCAGAUGAAGGUCAGCGCUCAAGAUCUGUGCCAGUAACUAUACCUAAUCUUUCACUGAUAUUGUCGUAGUAAUAACUGAGAAUACGUCACCAGUUUUCACUGUUUUUAUUAUAACGCGCGCGUCGCGAUCUCUUUCAAAGUCCAGAAAAUUCAAAUAAGAUAUGUAUUUUGUCCAAAAGAUUCAUUAUAAAUGUAAUGCGCUUCCUAUCCGUUAUAAUUAAUUUCUUGAAGAUUUUGCUUAUUGGAUAGAUAUUGUGUAUUUACUCAUCACACAGUAUUUAAUUAUAGUUUUACGAACAACAUAUUGUUUUAGGAGCUCAUUACAUAAUUGAUAUUUUGUAUAGAAUACUAGAAUACCGGUAGAGUUUUACCAUUGAGCCCUGUCGUACACGAUAUAAGUUUCCGAUAUUUGACGUCUUAAGACUCUAAAUAACGCCAUCUAGUUUCAAAUAAACUAACAACUUUUUAGUUGUAAAUAUUAUAGAUGUAUUACACCCAUACAUGGAACAAAUAAUAAAAUUGUGCUCAUCACACAAAUCAAUCCUGGGUGGGAAUUGAACCCACGACCUUCAUUGUAGCAGUCAGGACCACUGACCACUAGACCAACAGGCGAGUCAAUGCCUAUUGCAAUUUGUACCGUAGUAGACUCUCAUAUCAAAAACUGAAUCAUUCUCGUGUAUGGCAAGACUCAUUAUAAUUUCGUUGACAAUUUAUUUUUGACAUUAAUAAGAAUAUUUAAAUAUAAGUUAACAGUGAACCUAGCGUCAUAUGGUAAGUUUCAUGUUUGCUCACAUUUAUAUAAAGCUCAUUAGUAGCCAUGUGUUAUGUAGUUUGGCCUUAUAUUUCCAUUCAAAGAAGGAUGAAUUGAGGAGCAACAUCGAUAGCAUUAUAUAAUUAAUUAUAAUUUAAUAAAAAUGACGUUUAAAUUAGGGGCAACUGCGGACAACUGGCAUGUGAAUUUAGAAUAAAAAUAAUAUGAAUAUGAACUGAAAAAGUACGGGAAUUGGAAUUAAGGUCUUUUUGAAAUACAACUUUUGCCCAUCAUUAACAAAAUGACAAGGAAUCAUCUUCAAUUUAUGAGAAAUGGACUCACCAAAUAAAACUUUCACCAGUUAAUUAAUUAUUGGGGUACAUUUUUCAGAAUAGGCCACAUUCUUCUUGCGGAUUGUUUCUAUUGGCAAAAACUUGGUUUCGAAAUGGCCUAUUAUUUCCAUUUCACGUUUUAUAUCAUCAUAACUCUAAUUAUGCUUGUGGCAACGCAUAACUUUGCCGAGAAUAUUCAUCCUAGCAAGGCGUCGACCACAUCCUCUUAAAACGAGACAGCGCUAUAUAAGGUGUAGUGUUGUCUCUGUCCCACAAUUUAAGAGACGCCAAGUGUUUAGUAUAAAACUAUUUAUUUGUGAAUAACUAUAGUCUUAUGCCUUAUUCCAUAGAUUAUGUAGAGUGAACGAGUCAAUUAUUGGCGGGAAAUAUUAAAAAAAAA